Messenger RNA from Aspergillus ochraceoroseus IBT 24754, 599 nucleotides. RefSeq lists its product as uncharacterized. The coding region runs from base 161 to 502 and encodes 113 amino acids. The record is from RefSeq and is a predicted model, not a curated record. The transcript has a single exon. Lineage: Eukaryota; Fungi; Ascomycota; Eurotiomycetes; Eurotiales; Aspergillaceae.
GGGGGGGGCAGCUGGGAAGGAGGGAAGGAGGGAAAAGAGGGUGUGUAUUAUUAUGUUUCUACUGAUACGCUGAUCUGCUAUAAUGCAGGUCAUACAUAUACUGUGUUAUAGUUGUUACUAUAUGUAGAGCCAGAAUGACGGGGUGUGUGUGUAUGUAUGUAUGUAUGUAUGCACACAUCAGAAACAAGACAGUCUCGAUCUGUACAUGUACAUUCCUGCUACUCCGUACAUACUAACAUUAUCAACACGCUCGAUCUGGUUGGCACCCCUACUCUCCCGUGCAUGGAACGGAGCCAUGCCGUGCUUAGCCUGGACGGUGGCACUAGACGCUUUGCCGUUGGAGCAACGGAGAUCGUCUGGCGUCAAGUCCGGAGACAGAAUAGAAUGCUCGGGUUUCGAGAAUGUACCGUCCAAGUAUACCAUGAGUGAUUUGAUUUCGCCGGUGGUACGGAGGACUACCGUUCCACAAUGGAUUGCAAGUCCGGGAAUGGCACAUCUGUAAUGUGCUUGCUUGCGGCUAAGGGCUAAAACCUAUCAAGAACCAGAGCCAAAAAAACAAAGGCAACAUCAUUAGCCGUUUCCGAAUACUCCGGAUUGCA